ACGAGGUGUUCCAGGUGUGAUUCAUGCGCCUGUUGGCUGUUUGGAUUUUUGCCAUGGUUGGCUAUGGGGAUGCUUAGCAGACGCGUUUUUCUUCUGAUUUAUCUAGCCACAGGGCUAGCAGUCGCCCAGAAGUUACAGAGGCAAGAAGAACAACCACCCCAGCAGCCGUUGGAUCCGAUUCCGCCGCCGCCAGAUGUGCCACCCCCUGACCCCAAUAACCCUGGCGGCACUUUAAGCCCUGAUCCAAACAAACCCUUUGCGCCACCGUUCAACCCUGGUCCACCGAUCGUUCCAGCUGACUAUUCAUAUGCGCUAAAUGGAGGAAAUGGUCCAACCUCGUGGCAAUCGAGCAAUCCGCAGUGUGCGGGGAAAAUGCAGUCGCCACUUGAACUUUCUAUUGGACCCUUGGUUGGCGUUUCGUACCCACCGCUGCGAUGGGAGGGCCACUGGGACGUGCGGGACAACGGUUUCGUUUUGGCCAACAUCUAUCAAGGAGUGCAAGUCCAGUUUGUCGGUGAAGGUCAGCCGCGACUGCGAGGGGGACCGCUGCCUUCUGAUUUUCUGCUGUCGCACGUGAACUUUUACUGGGGAAACGAUUCGGGCAGCUUACAUUCCAUAGACAGGCACUUCUUUGGCAUGGAAUUGCACUUGGUCCACUACAAACGACUUUAUGGCAGUUACGUGAACGCCACCAAAGAAUCAGACGGAAUCGCCAUAGUUGCAAUGUUUUUAUCGAUCUCGCAAAAGAAUAACUUGGGAAUGAGCACGCUGGUCGGAGCGCUGUCGGGAAUUCGCAACCCAGGUUCGAGCAUUCCACUUUACGGAGACGCCAUGAUGUGGCUUAAAAAUUUCCAGACCAUUGACCAUUAUUACUCGUACUCCGGAUCACUUCCGCACCCACCGUGUAAUGAAAUCGUUACUUACAUUGUUCUGGAAAACCCUGGCACCGUUGGAAUCAAACAGCUAAGGGACUUUCAAAAGGUCCGGACUCCAGAAGGGCCGCUGAUUCAAAACAGACGCCCAGUUCAACUAAGAAACGGACGACCCAUUUACUACUGCAACUACUCGAGCGCAACAAAACUUUACACAAACAUUUCAGUUUUUUGCAUCGUUCAAAUUCUCAUUUUCACGUUCAAAUGACCAACUGUCUUUUUGUUUUAUUGUUCUAAAAAUAAAAUUUGUUUUCAUUUUAUCAA
Neocloeon triangulifer is the source of this 1196-nucleotide messenger RNA. RefSeq names its product carbonic anhydrase 1-like. Lineage: Eukaryota; Metazoa; Arthropoda; Insecta; Ephemeroptera; Baetidae. Bases 64 to 1140 code for a protein of 358 amino acids. The transcript is spliced from 7 exons. The record is from RefSeq and is a predicted model, not a curated record. Gene Ontology annotation, cellular component: cytoplasm. Gene Ontology annotation, molecular function: carbonate dehydratase activity; zinc ion binding.